Messenger RNA from Kockovaella imperatae, 4281 nucleotides. RefSeq names its product transcription elongation factor SPT6. Gene Ontology annotation, biological process: transcription elongation by RNA polymerase II; transcription elongation-coupled chromatin remodeling; mRNA transcription by RNA polymerase II. The transcript has 11 exons. The annotation marks the transcript as partial. Lineage: Eukaryota; Fungi; Basidiomycota; Tremellomycetes; Tremellales; Cuniculitremaceae. Gene Ontology annotation, molecular function: nucleosome binding; histone binding; DNA binding. The record is from RefSeq and is a predicted model, not a curated record. Gene Ontology annotation, cellular component: transcription elongation factor complex.
AUGUCGGACAGGUCAGGCUCUCCAUCGUCUGAAGGUGAAGGUGAUCGCAUCCGUCCCUAUGGAGACGAUGUAGACUCUUCAGAGGAGUCAUCUGAAGAAGACGAGGAGGAAGCUCGACGAGUGGCAGAAGGUUUCAUUGUCGAAGGGGAUGACGAUGAGGAGGAUGGAGAUUUUGAAGUUGAUGAGAACGAGGAGGACGAGGAGGCCCGAAAGAAGCGAAGACGGAAAGAGAAACAACGUCGGAGAGAGGAAAAGAGGGCUAGAAGAGAGGCUCGUCAGAAGGACGACGAUGAUGGCGAAUUGUCUGAGGGCGAGUUAGAGCUUAUGGCUCAGAACCAAGGAUUGGCCGGACCGUCUAAAGACAGAUCUACAAAUCGAGCCCGGGUAGCGGCAGGCGUGGAUGGAGACGAUGAGCGGAUCCCAAGUCUUCAAGAUAUUUUCCGUGAGGACGAAGAAAGGAGAGCUAUGGAAGAUGAAGAUGAGGAUGAUCUAGGAGAUUUCAUUGAAGAGGACGAGGAGGAGGAACGGGCAGCGGGAGAGACGGAGGAGGAAAGACGGCAACGACGCAGGGAGGAGAAAUUAAAACGUCGGGAAGCUGCAAGAGCACGGCCAGACAUUGCUGGCCUCGACAGAGGUGCGUUUGACGAGAAUUAUGAAGUCUUUGGAGACGGUCAGCUAUACGAGUGGGCCAUGGACCUGGACGACCUUGAAAACGACGAAGGUGAUGAUGAGGUCCAGAAGAAGGAUCUCCGUCUCGAAGAUGUGUUUGACCCAGCCGAAAUUAAAGCGCGACGACUUCAGGACGAAGACAAGGCGAUAGCUCAGAAUGACCAACCUGAACGACAUCAACUAGUCAACUCUACACUUUCCGACAAUCCUGUCCUCGCCUCUGCGACCCUCUUCCCUCCUCCAGACCUUGCUGCCGGCUGGGCUUACACCAAAAUCUCCACUCGGAUCCAAUACAUUUUUUGCAACAUGGGUCCGGAAGGCUCCUACCCCGAGCCCACACCGGACAACAUUCAGCCUCUUCCUGUCCGUCGUCGAUUCGAUCUCGCUGGCGCAUUCAUCCACGUCGUAUCUACAGCGCUGAGGAUGAUGUUCGUCGAGAAUCUUGAAGUGCCAUACCUCUGGCACUACAAGCGAGACGCCUUCAGCGUCCUAGAGGAUCAGGGACAAAGCUCUGUCCAAUUUUUGGACCGCGACGAGCUCUGGACGUUGUACACCCUUGGACUGAAAUUCAGAGCCAUUUACAGUCGAUGCCAGCAGAUCACGAACAUGUGGAGUAAGAUCAAGGAGAGGAAGCCGGAACUCGAGAACGAAUACCUCACCAAGACGCUCUUGUCAUCAGUCUGCAUGAUGAGCGUAGAGGCCGCGGCAGAGGGUUACGACUGGUUGGCAUACCAUUACCCGCAGGAGGUUCACGAUGUUCGAAUCCAGCAAGCCUUGGAGGAGGGCACGAAAAUGGCACCGAUCAAAACGAGAGACGAUCGAGGGCGAUUUGGACCUGUCAAGAAGCUUGUCGACGCUUUCGGCAUCGACGUCUCGAAAGUAGCGGUCUUAUUCAACGAUCCCGAGGGGAAACCACAUUCUCUUGAAAACCCUGAUCGCAUGCCCCUCGACCUUGCAGAGGAAUUUGCUGGUACUGGAACCAUGUUCACAACUGCUGGAGAGGCUCUCGACACUGCAACUCAGAUUCUCGUGGCGGAGAUGGCUAAGGAUCCUUCCAUACGUCAACAGGCGCGAGACUUUGUCGAGGCGUGCGGUACAGUAACCGUCACACCGACUGAGAGGGGUCAGACGAUCAUCGACGAAUAUCACAUCUAUCAUGCCUUCAAAUUCUUGACGGAGAAGCCCAUCUCCCUGUUCAAAGACUCGCCCGAGUUCUUGCACAUGCUCAAAGCCGAAGAAGAUGGACUCAUUACCAUAUCUAUCGAAGUUGGCGAGAUGGAGGACUCGUUCACGCAGACACUUGUCCGGUGUGUCCAUGCGGAUGAUCAUGGCGAGCUGUCAAGAGCGUGGAAUGAGCUCAGGAAAGAGAUUUGCGACACGGUCGUCGCGCAUCAUCUGAUUCCCGCGGCUUCAAAGUGGGUCAAGGAGCAUAUGAGAAGUCAGGCGGAGGAAUUUGUCGCGGAAAGAUGUCGAAUGGAGUUGGAGCUUCGCGUCAAUGUCCGGCCAUACGCAAACUCAAGCAUGGACCAAGGAGAGACGCCUUCUGUUUUGGCACUGACGAACGGUCGAGGCGGUAUCCGAGAUGCCGUUGUAGCUGUUCUCCUUGACGAAGAGGGAAACAUACACACCCAAACAAAAUUCGACAAUCUCAAGGACGAUGACGACAAGGAAGCCUUUGUGGAUUUGGUCAAGCGUCAGAAGCCUGUUGUCGUUGUCGUUGGAGGACUCUCAGUUCAAGCUGCUAGAUUGAAGGACGACAUUUAUGCGGCACUGCGCACUCUGGCAAUGAGGGAAAGCGGCGAGGUUGCACCAACAAUGGAUACCUACCCGAAUCCCGACGAUUUCCAUCUCGCUUCAGCCGACUUUGACGCGAGGUUGGCGCCGCAUAUGGUGCCUCUAACCUACGUGAAUGAUGCGACGGCCCGAAUUGUGAUGGUCAGCGAUGAUACUGCAAAAGAUUAUCCGAACCUGCCUAUGAACGCUCGUUAUGCUUUGGGUUUGGCGAGGUAUGCUCAGAACCCUUUGAAUGCGUAUUGCAAGCUUGGACGUUCCAUCGCUUCCGUCACCUUUAUGGAGCUCCAUCAGAAGUUGAUUUCCCAGGAGAAACUCCUGGUUCACCUCGAGCGAGGACUGGUCAAUGCUGUCUGUUAUAUGGGCAUUGAGAUCAACUCCUGCAUCGCAGAUGCUUAUCAACGAGCGAUGCUGCCUUUCAUCGCCGGACUAGGUCCUCGCAAAGCGGACGCGCUGGUCAACGCUGUGCUACGCCAGGGUACCCUGAUCAAUCGUUUGGCUUACGCGGAUCUCGGCGUCUUUGGCCCAACUAUUCUCGAGAACGUUGCUGGUUUCCUCAGUAUUCACACGGAUGAGAAGGAGAUUGAGCUGGAUGCGUCGAACCCUCAAGCAACACCGGAUCCGCUCGACCUGACCCGCAUCCAUCCUGCUGAUUACGAGUUUGCUCAGAAAAUGUGUCAGGAUGCCUUGGACAUGGACGCCGAAGAUGUGGCGGAUCAGCACAAAUCCGAGGUCGUCCUCAAGCUCAUGUUGGACGAUGAUCGGGCUCGGAAGCUUGGUGAACUCAACUUGGAUGACUUUGCCUUCAAUCUGCAAAAACAAGGAGAAGGCAACAAGCGUCAUACGCUGGGAGAGAUCGUCUCGGAGCUUAUCAGCUAUCGGGCGGAUCGACGGCCGGUCUUCUAUGUCCCGACAGAUUGGGAAGUCGUGACCAUGCUCUCUGGUGAGACGGAGAGGACAGUUGGACCUGGAAUUAUCGUCACUGCGACCGUUCGAAAAGCCCUAGCAUCUCGCGUCUUCUGUCAAUUGGAAUCUGGACUGGACGCGAUUCUCGAAAGAGAAUACGUCUCGAACGAUGAUCAAGCUGUCCUUUCUUGUGAAGAUCAAUUCAGAGCACGGCAAUCGAUCCGUGCGGUGGUCAUCUAUGCCGAGCCAGCACGUAUGCAGGUCAAGAUUUCGACCAGAGAUUCGGAUAUGCGACAGGGAGUACCGUACCUUCAGCCAUUCAGGGUUGAAGCGUUCAAUAGUAUUGCCCGAGCGACACAGGCAGCGGAAGCAGCUGCAGCCAAGAAGCGACAAGCAGCGGGCAAGGUGAAACGAGUUGUCAACCACCCUAAUUGGCACGUCAUGAACUCUGGACAAGCGGAACAGUUCUUGGCCAGUCAACAUCGCGGCGAUGUGGUCAUUCGUCCGUCGUCCAAGGGACCGGAUCACCUAGCUGUCACUUGGAAGGUCGACGAGGAUGUGUAUCAACACAUCGACGUGCAGGAGAUUGAUAAGCCCAAUGAGUACUCUGUAGGCAGAAUCCUACGGGUUGCUGGCAAAUAUUCUUACUCAGACCUGGACGAGUUGAUCAUCAAUCACGUCAAGGCCAUGGCGAGGAAGUUUGACGAGAUGCAAAUGCACGAGAAAUUUAGGCAAGAAGAUGAGCUGGAGGGAUAUCUCAAGAAUUAUGUUCAGGCGCAUCCUGGACGAAGUAUGUACGGAUUCAGUAUCGACAGCGCGCGGCCUGGAUAUCUUAAGCUGUGUUUCAUGAACAAAUCGAGUAAAGACGGAGGAGCCAUACAGGAAUGGCCUGUCAAAGUUCUGCCAGGAGCUUAC